Molecule: messenger RNA, 942 nt
Organism: Ambispora gerdemannii
Lineage: Eukaryota; Fungi; Glomeromycota; Glomeromycetes; Archaeosporales; Ambisporaceae
Source: the annotation of a GenBank genome assembly
AUGUCCACAGAAUACAAAUUUCUAAAGAGCAAAACAGUUGGACUUAUCGGUUGUCCAUUCAGUGGUGGUCAAUCAAAAAACGGAGUUCAAAAUGGCCCGGUAAGACUUGUAGAAUACGGAUUAAUCGAACAACUGGCAGAAAUGAACUGGAAGGUUGAAUUCAGUAAUCAAGACCACUUACAAUCACUAGAACCGAAAGAUGAUCCGGAUAUUGGUAAGCUAAAGAGACCUCGCUACGUUUCUGAGGUAACAAGAAACGUCGCGCAAGUUGUCCAAGAUCAUGUAAAAAAAGGGAAUUUAGCACUCACCUUGGGUGGUGAUCAUAGUCUCGCUAUGGGUACCGUAUUUGGUACAUUCUCUGUACAUCCGGACGCGGUUCUUAUUUGGAUUGACGCUCAUGCUGAUAUUAACACACCAGAAACAACCGAAUCAGGAAACAUUCACGGUUGCCCAGUAUCAUUUCUAAUGGGCAUUGCCGGAAACGUACCCGGCUUUGAGUGGUUAAAACCAGUAUUGAAAUCGGAUAGAUUAGUUUAUAUUGGUCUUCGAGACAUUGAUCAACCGGAAAAAAACAUCUUAAGAGAACACAAAAUCGCAGCAUAUUCUAUGCAUGAAGUUGAUAAAUAUGGUAUUGGUAAAGUGGUGGAAAUGGCUUUGGAUCGUGUUAAUCCAAAACGUGACCGUCCGAUUCAUCUUAGUUUUGAUGUUGAUGCCUUGGAUCCUAGUGUCGCUCCCAGUACAGGCACACCUGUUCGUGGGGGUCUUACAUUCCGAGAAGGUCAUUACAUAUGUGAAGCGAUUCACGAAACUGGUUUAUUGGUAGCAGUCGAUUUAAUGGAAGUAAAUCCAUCAUUAGAUGACAUAGAUGACGUGAGCGUAUUUGAAACAGUCACUGUUGGGUGUUCUUUAGUGCGUUGUGCAUUAGGGGAAACUCUAUUGUAA